Messenger RNA from Mastomys coucha (southern multimammate mouse), 689 nucleotides. RefSeq names its product basic proline-rich protein-like. The transcript is spliced from 3 exons. The record is from RefSeq and is a predicted model, not a curated record. Bases 1 to 564 code for a protein of 187 amino acids. NCBI's taxonomy places the organism in Eukaryota, Metazoa, Chordata, Mammalia, Rodentia, Muridae.
AUGACAUCUUUGCUGACCUCCUCGCCCCCACCCGGGAACCCGCUCCGCGGGCCCGCAGCCCUGCAGCCGCCCGGGCGCCCCGCCUCGACCCCCGCCUCACUUUCUCAGCAGUCUCCACGCCCCCUCGCGCUCGCGCUCGCGCUCGCGCUCGCUCCUUUAGGGCCGCCUCGGAGACCCUUUCCUCCCGGAGCCGCUUUUCCUCGCAGGCGUCGCUUUCCCCUCAAAGACCCACACAGGGCUCCCGACCGCGGGCGCUCCCCUACCUACUCCCGGAGGAACCUGCCAGGCCCGCCCGACGUCUCCCGGCCGCGGAGCGCUCCUCGCUUCCUAGCCCGACGCCGCGGCGAGCGGGCGCCAGUUCCGCGUCUGCACCGGGGGGGCGCGUACCACUCAGAGCUGAUGCGGGAGGGGGAGGCGGAGGGGGCUGGGGCCGUACCAUUCGCCGCCCGGGGGCCGGGGCCGCAGCAAGCGGAGCCCGGUUGCGCACACACCUACCGUGGUGGGAGUGGGAACGGGAUGGGAAGCACUGGGCCAGCCCAGUGCAGAUGCCAAUGGAAAAAGUGAGACACUUUAUACACACGCAUGAAGUGUACUGCUGAGUUACUGCUGAAGAACCAACCCCUCCCCCACAGAAAGAGCACCUGCUUCUACCUGGAUCAUUAAAGGGGAAGGAGCACCUAAGCUGCGGG